Fulmarus glacialis (Northern fulmar) is the source of this 921-nucleotide messenger RNA. Its product is annotated as solute carrier family 22 member 13-like. NCBI's taxonomy places the organism in Eukaryota, Metazoa, Chordata, Aves, Procellariiformes, Procellariidae. Gene Ontology annotation, cellular component: membrane. The annotation marks the transcript as partial. Gene Ontology annotation, molecular function: transmembrane transporter activity. Gene Ontology annotation, biological process: transmembrane transport. The record is from RefSeq and is a predicted model, not a curated record. The transcript is spliced from 5 exons.
AUGACUGAGUUUGGAGAUUUUAUAAGUGCUCUGGGGGAGUUUGGGCUAUAUCAGAAAUUGCUGGUACUGUUCCUCUCCCUCCCACAACUUCUUAUUCCUUUCCAAAUGAUUGGCCAAAUGUUCAUGGUUGUGGAUGUGCCUCAUCACUGCAACACCAGCUGGAUCCGUGCCAUCGGCCCCAACCUGACAGAGGAAGAGCCGCUGAACCUCACCCUGCCCCGGGACGCAGAUGGAGCGUACGAGCAGUGCUCCAUGUACUCGCCGGUGGACCGGGACCUCGGCUCCAUUGUGGCGUACGGCCUGAACGCCACAGAGAAAUGCAGCAGUGGCUGGGUGUACCCCUCAGCACAACCGCCGUCCCUGCUGACCGAGUUUGACCUAGUGUGUGACAGGAAGGACCUGAAUGACAUCUCCCAGUCCAUCUACAUGUUGGGGCUUCUCCUAGGAGCCGUGAUCUUUGGGCCACUAAGUGACAGGAUAGGCCGUCGGCCAGUCUUUCUGAUCUCCAACCUCCUCCAGGGCUUAUUUGGUGUAGGAAUUGCCUUUGUGCCCCAUUUCUACGUAUACAUGGCCUUCAGAUGUGUCGUGGGGGCUUCAGUGUCAGGAAUUCUGAUUACUGCCUUGGCCUUGGCUGCAGAAUGGGUUGGUGUCUCCUCCCGGCCAAAGGCAGUGCUUAUUUCUCUCUGCUUUUUCUCCAUCGGACAGAUGGUUUUGGCUGGCUUGAGUUAUGGUAUUCGCAACUGGAGGCUGCUGGAGAUUGCAGGAUCUGCUCCUGUAUUUGUCCUUUUCUUCUACAUCUGGGUGCUGCCAGAGUCGGCUCGGUGGCUGGUGACAAAAGGCAGAAUAGAAGAAGCUAAGAAAGUCAUUCAGAAGGCAGCAUCCAUCAACAAGCGCCCCAUCCCACCAGGACUCCUUGAGCAG